Messenger RNA from Echinococcus granulosus, 1710 nucleotides. Its product is annotated as YTH domain family protein. Gene Ontology annotation, molecular function: N6-methyladenosine-containing RNA reader activity; mRNA binding. The record is from RefSeq and is a predicted model, not a curated record. The transcript has 4 exons. NCBI's taxonomy places the organism in Eukaryota, Metazoa, Platyhelminthes, Cestoda, Cyclophyllidea, Taeniidae. The coding region runs from base 1 to 1710 and encodes 569 amino acids. Gene Ontology annotation, biological process: mRNA destabilization. Gene Ontology annotation, cellular component: cytoplasm.
AUGUAUGGUUCCGGUGAUAACUACUAUGGUACAUUAAUUCCACCAAUACCAUAUGAUGUGGGAGAGGGUCGGAAUCUGAUAUCGUCAGCUUCAACACGUUCAUCCCAACCGACUCCGCCAACGCAUAUUCCUGUUGACUUUGCUACGGCUCUGGCUCUGGCCGCUGCUUCAGCUGCAGCGAACAACGGUAGUAUGAACGGCGUCAAUAGCGGUGGCAACAGCAAUGAAGCUCUCGAUGGGGAAAAAAUCAACUACUGUUCGAUGCCGACAGCAGGGCUAAACGAUUACCCGACGAAUUGCUACCCUCCCCCGCAAUCAAAUUCCCCAACCGAUUGCAACGCAAUGUACCUCUCUCGUGGAGCCGCAGAUAGUGGGAAUGGUACCUUCUAUCCCGGGAAUUCAUGUCCUUAUCAAAAUGCACAUCAAGAUUGUGACACUCUUUAUCACCAUCCUGCGGGGAGUGGCUUCACUGCAGGAGACGCUCUGCAGGCCUCACCCUACAAUGCUCAAUUUGGUGAACGCGUUGGGAUGAAUGCCUCUCCCUACAUGAUGUACCCCAACGGAAUCGCUGACGACCUUGUUGAGCGAUUUAAUUGUGUCAGCUUGAAUGAUGCAGUGGCGGCACAGCAGCCUUAUAUCUAUCCCGCAUCUCCACUGCAUCAAAAUGACCCACUAGUUGAUAGUCAGUGGCGACAUUUUGUGGGGAAGGACCGUAACGGCUUCGCCUUCAUGGGACCGGGAGUCGGUCGAUUAGCUGAUCGCUAUCAGCAUGAUAGUGGCUGCUCGGGCGUCGCUGUCAAUGGUGAUGCCCAUCGUAAUUGGGCUCUCGGUGGUGUUAAACUCGGCAAUAAUCCUGCCGAUGCAUGUAGCUGGCCUGUCACCAAGCGGUCUCUGCACUUUACGCCAAGUGAUAUCGCCACUGUAAUGGGAAAUCCGGAAAUUUCUGGAGAUACGGUGGGAUUCGGCUUCAGGCACAAUCGACACCGCCCUCGAGUGCAGAAGAACGGAGAGCGACCCGUUCCUUGUGCUCCGCGAGGCAUCAUCAGGGACGGUGUAUAUGAGCGUCUAGCCGAUUCCAAUGCGACCAACUUAGAAGAAGCAAUGAAUAAACCUUCCGGUAUUAGCAGCACUGGGGAUUCCCUUCAAGCUCGUCUCCUGCGUCAAGUCAAUCCACCGACCUUCAAUACUAACCCUUCGAGGGCUCGUUUCUUUGUGAUUAAGUCUUUCUCUGAGGACGACAUCCAUCGCUCCAUCAAGUAUUCUAUCUGGUGCUCAACAGAGGCGGGCAAUAAGAAGUUAAAUGCAGCUUACACAGAGGCUGCCAGCGCUGGCGUGCCUAUCUAUCUUUUCUUCUCGGUUAACGGAUCUGGUCACUUCUGCGGAAUCGCGGAGAUGACCUCAGGUGUGGACUACGCGACCCGAGCGGGUGUCUGGGCACAAGACAAGUGGCAGGGUCAGUUCUCGGUCAAGUGGAUCUAUGUGAAGGAUGUGCCCAAUGUGGUGUUGAGGCACAUCCACCUUGAAACCAAUGAUAAUAAGCCGGUUACACAUUCGAGGGAUACCACUGAGGUACCAUUGGAGCAUGGGCAGGAGGUUUUGGAGAUAUUUGCCAAAUACGACAAUGCUACUUCCAUUUUGAAUGAUUUUGACUAUUAUGAGCGGAGGGAGCAGCAAGAGCUCAAUCGCAAGGAGACUCUUCGACGACGAUGA